CUUCCCCUUGACUGGUAUUGGCCAUGGCUAGCACCAAGUUAGGGGCUACUUUGACAUGCCAUCGCCUGUUCGCUAAGCCCGCUCGGAAGCCCUCUGCUCCUUUCGUGCCGUCCGUUCCGGGUCCGGCGCCGUGUUCUUCUUCUUCUUGUUCUUCCUCUUCGAGGGCCCGAGCAUCCGAUGGACGGCGGUCGUGGGUGUGGCGGCGAGUGCUCAUGAUCCCCGUGAAGGCUACUGCUGAUCAACAAGGCAAGGUAGAAGAAGGAGAGUCCGAUGUUGAAGAUAGCAAAAUUCUGCCAUAUUGCAACAUAGACAAGAAAGAGAAGAAGUCUCUCGGCGAACUUGAACAAGAAUUUCUUCAAGCACUACAAUCAUUUUACUAUGAAGGGAAAGCAAUCAUGUCAAAUGAGGAAUUCGACAAUCUCAAGGAAGAGCUCAUGUGGGAAGGAAGCAGCGUUGUCAUGCUAUCUUCUGAUGAGCAAAGAUUCUUGGAAGCUUCGAUGGCCUACGUGUCUGGCAAUCCAAUUAUGAACGACCAAGAAUACGACGACCUGAAAUUGAGACUAAAGACUGACGGGAGCGAAAUCGUUGCCGAAGGCCCACGAUGCAGCCUCCGCAGCCGAAAGGUCUACAGUGACCUUUCUGUUGAUUACCUCAAGAUGUUUCUGUUGAAUGUCCCAGCAACUGUUGUCGCACUAGGACUGUUCUUCUUCCUGGAUGAUAUAACUGGAUUUGAGAUUACAUAUCUUUUGGAGCUGCCUGAGCCGUUUAGUUUCAUUUUCACAUGGUUCGCGGCUCUGCCGCUCCUAGUUUAUCUGGCUCUAUCGCUGACGAAUGUGAUUGUGAAAGACUCGCUCAUUUUAAAGGGUGCCUGCCCCAACUGCGGCACGGAGAAUGUCUCCUUCUUUGGCACCAUAUUGUCCAUCUCUAGCGGCGGUACAACGAACAUUGUUAAAUGCUCAAACUGUGGAACUGAGAUGGUGUAUGACUCGAAAACCCGGUUGAUUACAUUGCCCGAAGGAAGUCAAUCUUGAUGAGAGGGUGAAUUAUUUCUCAGAUGUUAACAAGAUGAACGUGCCAAUGCGAGAUUGGGACUCAGCAUGUACCGUGUUAUAACAUGCCGAGGAAAUUGCUGCUGCAUCAUGACCUUGGUUGUGAGGAGAAGGAAACAAGAUGGCUGUACAAUAUUUAUUUGUAUAACAACAAUCAAUCACGAGUGCUGUUAAUAUGUCAAAUUCCAGUUACAUGCUGCUAGUAAAUACCUGUCACGGCAUCUUAGUCAAUAUUGAGAAAAUCGCUUACGAAUAUUUUUGCGGAACAAGAGAGACCGUGUAUCUAAAAGUUUCCAUACUUCAGCCACAGUUUGCCACAAUAAUGCUUCAACUCUUGCUUUCUGAGGCUUUGGUACAAAGAAGUAGCCUUGUAACAUUGCACAUAGUACAGAUUACAGGAAUGGCUUGAACUUCAGCUCA
Messenger RNA from Rhodamnia argentea, 1469 nucleotides. RefSeq names its product PGR5-like protein 1A, chloroplastic. Gene Ontology annotation, biological process: photosynthetic electron transport in photosystem I. The record is from RefSeq and is a predicted model, not a curated record. Gene Ontology annotation, cellular component: chloroplast thylakoid membrane. The transcript has 11 exons. NCBI's taxonomy places the organism in Eukaryota, Viridiplantae, Streptophyta, Magnoliopsida, Myrtales, Myrtaceae. The coding region runs from base 24 to 1031 and encodes 335 amino acids. Gene Ontology annotation, molecular function: oxidoreductase activity, acting on iron-sulfur proteins as donors.